AUGAAAUCCAGAACUAUAGUAAUACUUGUGUUAACUACACUGUGCUAUCAGCAGGCUUCUGGUGCGGUCAAUUUCUAUGAUUGGCUAGAACGAAACUCUUAUUUGUGUAAGUAAAUUAAAAGUUCAACUCUUAUAAAGCAUUGCCCCUCCUAAUCUUUUUAUUAAAAAUUUUCAGGUGAAUCAGGCCUAAACCAAGUUGUAUUUUUAAAUUUCGAAGAAUCAGUACAAAACGAAUGCGAAUCACUUUGUGGCAACCCGGCUGUCACUAAGCUAGCCUGUGGACGGGAUCCAUUCGAUGUGGAAACGACAACUCCACGUUGUUUUGGAAGUAAGACGAAUUCAUUACUUUAUACCGUAUAGUUAAUUUCAAUUUUUUUUAUGAAAACGGCAAGAACUUCCUUUACAAUACAAUAAAAUACCUAUUUUAGUUGACCAAUGGUGUCUAGAAGGCUUUGAGUUAGAAGUAGCUAAUUUUGGCUCAAAAACCACAAUGGCACCAAUUGUUCAGCCGGUCGAAACCGCUACACAAGAAUUCCGCGGUUUAGUUAUGAUGAAUUCAGAGGAUUUAGACGCUUCUAAUGUUGACUCAACAGUAAAAACCAACACUCAAGAACGUACUGAUACUACAGUACCUACAGCACAACAAGAUGUUAGUAUUGCCACAGACCGAUUAGAAGUUACACAAGCAACAGACGCGUCUGUUAACGUUCAACCUACCGAAAUUACAGACAAAGUUGUUGGUCAAGCUACUGGAAUUACAGAUGAUGUUGCUACCGAACCUUCUGAAUCCACUACGACAGAAGCUUUUAAAACUCAAGAAGUUGUUAGUACUACUAAUCAAGCUACUACCACAACGAGUACGACGACAACCACCAGUGCUACUACCACAACCACUAGUACUACUACGACACCCAUCAGUACUACAACAACCACUACUACGACCGAAACAACGUUAGUACAACGUACUGAAGAAGCGCUUUCAACUACCGAAGUGCCAUUAAUUACAGAUGAAAGAGCUCAAAAAGCGUUCGCCAAUGCUUUUAGGACACGAGUAAGUACCAUAAUUCGUACCCCUGUCUCAUGCCUGUCCCUAAAUACAGGUAAUAUAACAAUAAAUUUAAAGAGAAGUACCAAAAAAUAAUAUAACAGUAUAAAAUGCACUUAAAAUCCAUACCUAAAAUUACAUUGUAAAUUUCAGCUGCUCUCAUCAGAAUCUCCAGGCUGCUUCGACGGUGAUACUGCUUGCAGCUUCUGGUCGAAUACCGGCGAAUGUGAGAAGAAUCCGCGCUACAUGAACUUGGUGUGCCGAAAAGCGUGUGGCAGAUGUAUACCACUUGAUUCAAAUGACCUCAGGAAACGAACCUAA
Messenger RNA from Bursaphelenchus okinawaensis, 1366 nucleotides. NCBI's taxonomy places the organism in Eukaryota, Metazoa, Nematoda, Chromadorea, Rhabditida, Aphelenchoididae. The record is from the annotation of a GenBank genome assembly.